Molecule: messenger RNA, 1763 nt
Organism: Poecilia latipinna (sailfin molly)
Lineage: Eukaryota; Metazoa; Chordata; Actinopteri; Cyprinodontiformes; Poeciliidae
Exons: 2
Coding region: 151-1227 (358 amino acids)
Source: RefSeq, a predicted model, not a curated record
AACUAAGACCGGAAGUAAAAUAUCUGUGGAUUCGGACAGGUCUACCCUUCACCAACUGUCCCCGCCCCCACCUCAGCGUAACUCAUGUUGCCAAGCAACCGUGACAGCGUUGAAAUCACGUUUGGAGCUGCACUGCACUGAAUUAAAGCGAUGGAUAAUGAUGCGAUCUGCUGUUUUCUGUCCGCCUACAUAAUACUCGAACAGUUUAUGAUCUUGUUUCGUCGGCGCAGAUAUGUGUUAUAUCUCCGAUUGAAGGACAACGUUCAGACCAAAUCCCUGUACUGCAGAGUUAACCUCAAAAUACCUAUCCUGGUCCGUUUUUUUUGUGAUGAGGACACCAAGCCUGACUUUCGGUUGAGCAGGGAAUCUUUGGCAAGGCUGCUUCAUCUGCUCAACCAAGAUCGGCGACAUGGAUGGGGUGCUACUAUUGAGACCUUAGUUUUUCUAUUCUGGUUGGCAAGCGGCACAUCCUACAGAGUGGUCUCCAGAGUGUUUGGGAUGCCUCGGUCCACUGUCCACAGCAUUGUUCAUAGGGUUACAGAGGAGGUGGUGGACAUUCGCCACCAGGUCAUCCACCUUCCAAAAACAGAAGAGGACCUGAAUUCAGUGUCCCGUGGGUUUGCAGGGCUGGCACACCACAGAGCCUUUGUAAAGGCUGUGGGUGCAAUUGACGGCUGCCACAUCCGUAUCAAGUGCCCAAGUGGCCCUGAUGGUCAGUGCUACAGGAAUAGAAAAUUAUUCCCAUCAAUAAUUUUACAAGCCGUAUCUGAUCAUCAGGGCCGCUUCAUUGACACAUACGUGGGUUGGCCUGGGUCAGUGCAUGACUCUAGAGUACUGCGGCACAGUCCACUCUACCGGCAGUCGGUUUAUCCUCCUCCGGGGCACUUCAUCCUUGCAGAUGGAGGGUACCCAUGUCUGCAACAGCCACUCCCCCUCAUCACACCGUACAAAAGACCACUACAAGGUGUGGGAGCCCAACGCUUCAAUAAUCAUCAUUCAAAAGCACGUUCUAUUAUAGAGCGUGCCUUUGGGAUGAUGAAAACAAGAUUCCGGUCAAUUUUUUUACAAGCGCUGGAGGUGCACCACACCUUUGUACCACAUGUAAGUACUGGCCUAGUGUUUCAGUUUGUGCAGUAUCUAUCUAUCUAUCUAUCUAUCUAUCUAUCUAUCUAUCUAGGUCAUAACAGCAUGUGCCAUCCUUCACAACAUCUGCCUUGGAGCCGGUGAUGUCAUAGCACCAGAGAAUGAGGCAGAAGUUGCAGAAGAGGAUGAGGGGGAAGCUGGUUUGGAGGCAGUCAGUGGUGCUCUCUGGCGGGACCAACUUUCUGCCGAGGUGUCUGCUCUGGAGGAGAUUCUACCAGACCAUGACUACUUGCAGGUGAGUAAAUAUAAUUAUUUUUAAUAUAUGUAAACCUCUCUGCACCAAAGUAUUACCAGCAUGACAUUUUAAUACUAAAUUUUUGUGAACCAUUACUUAAUUUUGGAUCACUGUGAUUAUAAUCUAGUGAUGCAGCAGUCGUCAAUUGAGCCAGCCCUGUAACCUACUUGGAAGAUGGAGUGGACAGUGAAUGACAGCAUCACAACCCUCUGCAGGCCACCAUGUGUGAUGCUUCACUUGCCAUCCAGAAGAAUAGUCACAUGUCUCUGUUGCAGCACCCUAUCCAUGUUUCUGAUCUUGCCUUAAAAGUUUUAGGCACACUGUCUUAUUUUUUCUUUUUCUUUUAAUUUUCCAGGAAUAGGUCACUGAGGUUAAUUCUGCAGUU